Molecule: messenger RNA, 17977 nt
Organism: Dermacentor andersoni
Lineage: Eukaryota; Metazoa; Arthropoda; Arachnida; Ixodida; Ixodidae
Product: man(5)GlcNAc(2)-PP-dolichol translocation protein RFT1
Biological process (GO): glycolipid translocation; dolichol-linked oligosaccharide biosynthetic process
Cellular component (GO): endoplasmic reticulum membrane
Source: RefSeq, a predicted model, not a curated record
UAUGGCAGCGUCCAUACUGUGUUGACGUUGCAGACGGCGUUUUGAGCUGCGAUUGCUUUCUGUGGUACAUUUCUGGUGUGCAGCUGCGCUACUAUUGGCACUCCGGACUAAUGAAGUACGGUUUUAGUAACCUCUUCUUCAUCGUAUUCUUGCAACUUCAGCGGGAUAUUUUUCUGCGGCCUCAGCUACAACGCUUCUCUGGUGCGGCCACGUAACGAACAUUGGACGACGACGGGUUUGCCCAGUCCUCUGUGUUCUCAGCUUGCUUUACUGGGUCGGUAACGUAUUUAAAUGACCAUUAAAGAUGGCAGAGAAGAACCUUAUGGCAAAAGCCACAAAAGCAGCUUCGUACAACAUCAUUCUGCAGUUGACUCUGCGUGUUUUAACGUUCGUGCUGAAUGCAUACAUCUUGCGACACAUCACCAAAGACCUGUUGGGGGUUAUCAAUGUGCGGUUGAUGCUUCUGUACACAACUGUGCAAUUCCUGAGCAGGGAGCCUUUCCGUCGAUCCUGUUUGAGUGAUACGGACAACCAAAACUGGCCUGCCAUCAUCAAUGUAACCUGGCUGUGCCUUCCCGUUUGUAUCUUUAUUGGUGGCAUUAUGAGCUUUGUAUGGUUGUUCGUUCUGGAGCGACCUGAACCCUUGGUGGCGAGUGGCUACACGCUGGGCGUAUACUGUGUGGUCAUUUCUGUUGUUAUCGAAGUGCUUGCUGAACCUCUAUACGUUAUAAGUCAAGCGUUCCAUUACAUAAAGUUCAAAAUAUUUUUUGUGGGGAGUGGCAUUACCUUACGGUGCAUCAUAAUGGCAGUACUCGUUGCCUUCGACCCGCGGAAUGCUAUUUGGGCUUACAGCGUUGCACAACUAAUAUCAUCUGCCUAUUAUACUGUUGUUCUUUAUGCUUACUUCACGUUUGAAUCAAGGCGAUUGCGCCACGGCGGUGAAGAUAAAUCAAAAGACUCCAGCCGCAAAUGUAAUGAACAUGCACUACCUUUCACCAGUGCAUUUGAUAUUAUUCCUUUCAUUGGCAGUAAUGGUACACAGCUUGACCGAAACAUCACAAAACUUACUUGGAGUUUUAUGAAGCAAACAGUGUUCAAGCAGCUCUUGACUGAAGGUGAACGUUAUAUCAUGACUAUUUUCAGCAUUCUGUCUUUUGCUGAGCAGGGUGUGUAUGACAUUGUCAACAACCUUGGAUCCCUAACAGCCCGUCUUGUCUUUCAGCCAAUUGAAGAAAGCAGCUAUGUGUUCUUUGCUCAGGUAGUACAGCGUGAUGUGCCACCCAGCCAGCAAAACGUGGACAGUGUCAUGUUAAGUGUAUUAACAUUGAAACAGCUUCUGAAGUUGCUGGCUCACAUUGGACUCAUCAUUUUCACUUUUGGUCAAGCCUACUCUAGUCUUAUUCUACAUUUGUAUGGGGGCAGUGCACUGAGUGACAGUCUAGCACCUCUGCUACUCAGGUGGCACUGUGCAUACAUUGUAUUAAUUGCUAUCAAUGGAAUCACUGAGUGCUUUGUGUUUGCUGCUAUGAGUAAGGAACAGCUGGACCAGCAUAACCGCAGGCUCGCCCUUUUUUCUGUGCUGUUCCUAUUUAUUGCGUACCUUCUGACCACCUUGUUUGGUGCUAUUGGAUUCAUUCUGGCCAACUGUUUUAACAUGACUGCACGUGUUGGUUACAGUACAUUCUAUAUAAACGCAUACUAUGCCAAAACUCAAUACCGUCCAUUGCAUGGUAUUCUUCCUAGUGCACGUGUGCUUGGUACUGCUGUUUUUAGUUAUCUUGUGACCACAAUUUCAGAAGCAAUGUUCUGCUGUCAUGCUGGAUUCAUUUACCUUUUGUUGCAUGCUGCUGUUGGUGCACUGUGCUUGUUUGUGUUCUUGGCUGUCAUCUAUAUAGAGGAGAAAGAACUAGUAGCAUUCCUCAAAACAUGUUGGCAUGACAGAAGCUUUGGAAAAAAAUCUGAAAAGGUGCAGUAGCAGCAGUGUUGUUUUCCUAUUGAUAGUUAUGUUUUCUUGGUAAACCAUGUGCUUAAAAGUGGAAGCAUGAAGUGCAUAUGUUUAAUUAAAGGAGUGCUGCUUUUAGGAAGCAUUUUACUCAAUUUGUUAGUUUUAAGAGGGCUGCAAUUUGUAGAGAUUCCUUCUGCUCGAUUCUAUGCCACUGUUAUCAUCCACUGCUUACAAACAGCUCAUCCCAUUGAUAAUGCAGGCGGAGCGUCGCUCUGACUACUGAUGAAGCAUGAAAAGGAAUAGCAUCGGAAAAGGCAUCACUACAAUGUUGUAGCCCAGCAUACUGAAUCAAUUUUGUACUGUGCAUACAGUAAGAUUUCUAAUUCUUUCAUCUGAUUGUAUUUCUUUGUGUCACUGUUUUAUGUGUUAUCACUGCAAUGUCGGAAUGUUGCUUCUACAGUCAUUUUGUACUACCAGAAAAUUGGCUGCCUCAAACAAGCAAUCAACUACCCCUUCAUCCCAGGAGCAGUUCUGGAGUACAGACUUCAAAAAUGUGGAAUUUAAGAAGUCCAUGACCUCCUUAAACUGCAGCCACUAAUUGCAUGCAAACGUUUGUGCUUUUUUUUUUUUAAAUAAGAGCAUGAAAAAAGUCAUAGUUUUGCCAGUGCUGCCAAUUUAGUAGAUGAAAUUAUGGUGUAUGUAAAUGCAAUGUAUACUAGUAAGUGUGAAAUGGUGUGAUCAAUAUCUGGGCACUAAAAUAUCCCAUUUGCUAGCAUUACAGACUGGCAAUAGCUUUGCACUCAAAGAUUGUUUUCUAAACAGCUUGUGCUCCACUUUAUUGAGUCAUUCAGGCCUGGACACUAUUGCUUGUCUGGUUGUAGUCAUCAUCAUUGUCUUCCUUAAUACUAGUACUGAAUUCAGGGCCAAUGUAACACAACAUUUCAUUUUACUUGAUCGUAUUCCUUUCUUAUCAUCCACUGUUAUCAACCAGCCUAUGCUGGUGAUAAUGUUGGUGGAGCGGCACUUGGACCAUUUGCAAAGCAUGAGAAGAAAAAGAAUUCGAAUAUAAUCACCAUAUCUCAGCCCUGGUUUCUAUCGCCUGACCUCCCACCCUAUCUAUUUUUUCGUUGCCAUAGGGAUAUGCUUUAGCCACACCAAAGACCUGCAUGUCUGAGUCUGGCCUUUCAUUCAUUUUCACUUUGGAGUAGUUAUUUAACCACUCUACUUUUUUGUUCCAUGGUGUUCCUCUGCAUUUUUCCAAAAGAUGGUUUUAGCACACAUAUGUGACACAUAUUUUUGAGUGGUUAGUGACAUUAUUCACAACAUCCACACAUUUUAUGCACUUACUAACAUGCUCUGCCUCACCAUAAUUGCUGAGAGCACUUGCUGGCAUCAGAUGACUCAAGUAGCUCAGUGAACAGGGCACUGGUUUGAGAAGAAAGAGGCCACUGGUUUAACUCUGCCAAAGUUUUUCUUAUGCUAUAUAUUUUAUACUCCGCGACGAUUUGUUUCUAAGUAAAACUUCUAGAGCAUGCUGCAAAAACUCUACUGAAACCUGGUUCAUGGCACUUAUGUUAACCCUUUCACUGCCCCUCCCAGGAUAACUCAGGCACCCACCCUCGAACAACCCUUGCCACUCCCAAGUAUACUCGUUUGUAUUUUUACUGCACUCCCUCUCUCUCCAAAAGCAACUCAUGCAAAAGAGAACAUUGCGUACAUAUUGUGCCAUUUAUAGAAAGUUUAUAUAAACACACAAAAAACUUUUUAAGUGAAAUUUCUGACUGCAGAGACCUGAUCAGGCAUCGUUGUUCGGAGCACAUGUUCGGUUGCGCUGCAUGUUAUUGGCCUAGGCCACACCCACUUCGUCAGCUGCUGGAAGUCGGCAUGGUCUAGGCCAAUCUCAUUCGGAGCAACCAAACGCAUGCUCCAAACAACGAUUCCCGAUCGUGCCGUGCCCCUGCUGGACCAAAUGUCUCAGGGCUAUGUCACUGUCUCGACAGAACAGCGACAAACCAGUGUGGCAGAUCUGUCCACACUUUGACAUUUCUUUUGCUGUAAAAUAUAGUCUAUACAUUUGCCUUUGUGUUGACAUGAAAUUUGGUUUUGAUCACAUAUUUCAUGCCUACUUAAAUGCACCCACCAAAGGAAAACAUUAAAUCAGUUUAGACUGAUAAAGUAUUUUUCAAAACUCAUUUUGUUUAUUUCAUGGUAAGAAGUUGGUCAUUACAAGAAGAUAUGAAUGUCAAAAUUUCAUUUUUGUACAUUGCACUGUUUUGUACAGUGCGUAAAUGGUUUUAGGGAAAAACAAUAGAGAUAAAGUGCUGUACAGUGCGCUUUCUCCUCUGUACUAUUUUUUCCUUAAGCAAUCCACGCAAUGCACAAAACACUGCCAUAAACUAUUAACUUGCCCAAGCUUCCACCCUUGCAUGCUUCAUUUUUAAAUUUUACACUGGAAUGCCAAUGCCAGUACUUCAGUCAGGGAUUUGAAACUAUUUUUUCGUAUUUGGGCCACUAUGGCUUAGUAAAAGUUCUUCAAACUUGCUAACUCGAGUCUUUGGCUUCUUUAGCAUUCAAUGUAGUCCACCUUUACCCAUAACAAGUUAACUGGGCCUGAGCAGAAACCGUCAAAAUCCAUGGUGUCAUGGCAAGCUGGUGCAAGAACUUCAAGACUACACUACCACCCAUCUUUUGUUUUUACACCUUCUCCAGCUUACCAAGCCUUUUGUCAUGGUAAAAGUGGCUUUGUUGGUGUUCACUAAGAUAAGUUACUAAUGCAGCUCAAUUAACCUUUGUCUUUAGUGUCCCCUUCAAUUUGUUACAUGAUGAAAUUUUGCAUUUAUACUCUUCAGUGUCAUCGUCAUCAUCAGUCUGUUUUAUGCCCACUGCAGGACGAAGGCCUCUCCCUGUUAUCUUCACUUACCCCUGUCCUACGCCAACCGAUUCCAAUUAGCGCCUGUGAAUUCCCUAAUUUCAUCGCUCCACCUAGUCUUCUGCCGUCGUCAACUGCGUUUCCCUUCUCUUAGUACCCAUUCUGUAACCGUAAUGGUCCAACGGUUACCUAACCGGCGCAUUACAUGACCUGCCCAGCUCCAUUUUUUUCUCUUGAUGUCAAUUAGAAUAUCAUCUAUACCCGUUUGCUCACUGAUCCGAACCGCUCUCUUUCUGUCUUUUAAUGUUAUGCCUAGCAAUCUUCGUUCCAUCGCUCUUUCCGCAGUCCUUAACUUGUUCUCAAGCUUCUUUGUCAGUCUCCAUGUCUCUGCCCCAUAUGUCAGCACUGGUGAAAUGUACUGAUUAUACACCUUCCUUUUCAAUGAUAAUGGUAAGCUUCCAGUCAGGAGCUGACAAUGUUUGCUGUAUGCGAUCCAAUCCAUUUUUAUUCAUCGAUGAAUUUCUGUCUCACGAUCAGGGUUCCCUGCGAUUAGUUGACCUAGGUAAACGUACUCCUUCACAGACUCUAGAGGCUGACUGGCGAUCCCAAAUUCUUGUUCCCUUGCCAGGUUAUUCAUCAUUAUCUUUGUCUUCUGCAUAUUAAUCUUCAGCCCCACUCUUACACUCUCUCUGUUAAGGUCCUCAAUCAUUUGUUGUAACUCGUCUGCAGUGUUGCUGAAUAGAACAGUGUCAUCGGUAAACUGAAGGUUGCCGAGAUAUUCGCCAUCGAUCCUUACUCCUAAGACUUCCAAGUUUAAUUGCUUGAAUACUUCUUUCAAGCACGCAGUGAAUAGCAUUGAAGAGAUUGUGUCUCCCUGUCUGACCCCUUUCUUUAUAGCUACCUUCCUGCUUUUCUUGUGUAGAAUUAAGGUAGCUAUGGAACCUUUGUAGAUAUUUUCCAAGGUAUAUACGUAAGCAUUCUGUACUCCUUGAUUACAUAAUGCCGCCAUAACUGCUGGUAUCUCUGCUGAAUCAAAUGCCUUUUCGUAAUCUAUGAAAGCCACAUAGAGAGGCUUAUUGUAGUCUGCGGAUUUCUCAAUAAUCUGAUUAAUGACAUGGAUGUGAUCCAUUCUAGAGUAUCCGUUCCUGAAGCCAGCCUGUUCCCUUGGUUGACUAAAGUCCAGUGUUGCCCUUAUUCUAUUGGACAUUAUUUUGGUAAAUAUUUUAUAUAAUACUGGGAGUAAGCUAAUGGGCCUAUAGUUUUUCAAUUCCUUAACGCCUCCCUUUUUGUGGAUUGGUAUAACGUUUGCAUUCUUACAGUUUUCUGGAACCCUUGCAGUCAAUAGACACUUCCUAUAAAGAGCCACCAGUUUUCCAAGCAUUAUGUAUCCAUAUCUUUGUUUAAAUUGACUGUUAUUCCAUCUUCUCCUGGCUCUCUUCCUUGUUUCAUGUCUUGCAAGGCCCUUUUGACCUCAUCGCUAGUUAUAGGAGGAGUUUCUGUAUCCUGUUCAUUACUGUUUCUAAUGGAGGUAUCCUGACUCCUCUGGGUAUUGUACAGGUCAGUAUAGAAUUCUUCUGCUUCUUUUACUAUGUCUUCUAGAUUGCUGAUGAUAUUACCCUGCUUAUAUUUCAGUGCAUACAUCUUGGUUUGACCUAUGCCAAGUUUCUUUCCCACUGAUUUCAGGCUGUGUCCAUUUUUUAUGGCUUCUUCAGUCUUUCUCAUGUUAUAGUUCAGAAUAUCGCUUAUUUUCACCUUCUUGAUCAGUUUUGACAGUUCUGCGAAUCCUAUCUUAUCUCUUGAGUUGGACACUAUCAUUCUUUGUCAUUUCUUUAUUGGGUCCUUUGUUACUUGGGAGAGCUUGCCUACUGGUUGCCUUGGUGCCUUGCCUCCCACUUCAUUUGCUGCCUCUGAAGCCAGCCUAGUUACAGUUUCAUUCAUUAGCUCUAUGUCAUCAUCAUCUCUCUGUUCUAAGGCUGCAUAUUUGUUUGCAAGUACCAGCCUGAAUUUGUAUGCUUUUACCCUUACUGCCUCUAGGUUGACCUGUUUCUUCUUGACCAAUUUUACUCUUUCUCUCUUCAAAUUGAGGUGAAUCCUAGCCCUCACUAACCUAUGAUCGCUGCACUUUACCCUACCUAUCACUUCUACAUCCUGCACUAUGCUGGGAUCAGCAGAAAGUAUGAAGUCAAUUUCAUUUCUUGUUUCACUAUUAGGGCUUUUCCAGGUCUGCUUUCUGUUGCUACGCUUCCUGAAAAAGCUGUUCAUUAUUCUCAGCCCAUUGCUUUCGGCGAAUUCUACCAGCAUCUCUCCUCUAGCGUUUCUAAAAUCGACGCCGUAGUUGCCAAUUGCUUUCUCACCAGCCUGCUUUAUCCCCACUUUUGCAUUGAAGUCAGCCAUUACUACAGUAUACUGAGUUUGCACUUUUCUCAUCACUAAUUCAACAAAUUCAUAAAACUGAUCUACUUCGUCGUCAUAACUGGAUGUUGGAGCAUAGGAUUGUACUACCUUUAAUCUAUACCUCUUAAUACGUUUGAUUACGACUGCAGCUACCCUUUCAUUAAUGCUGUAGAAUUCGUCAAUGUUACUCGCUAUGUCCUUAUAGAUUAGGAAUCCUACCCCGUAUCUAGGAGACCUCUAUAGCAGAGGACAUGUCUGUUAUUCAGCAUUGUAUAAUCCUUACCAGUUCUUCUAAUCUCACUAAGGCCAAUGAUAUCCCAAAUAAUGUCUGAUAGUUCCUCAAAGAAUCCUGCUAAGCUAGCCUCACUUUAGAGGGUUUGGGUGUUAAACGUUGCAAGGGUCAGUUUCCAUUGGCGGCCUGUCUGGACCCAGAGAUUCUUAGCACCCUCUGCUGCGUUACAGGUCUGACCGCCGCCUUGGUCAGGUGCUCCGCAGCUGCUGGGGACUGAGGGCCAUUGGGUAAUUGAGUGAGUCAUUUGGGGACAGAGUGGUCAAAUACUGCACCAGGGAGGCCAAUUCCUGUUUUGGUGAGGGAGUUUCUUGUUGAAGCAGGGCUAAAGGAAGAGAAAAAGUGAUGAGAAGGUUUGCAGUAGCACGCAAACAAUAAGAAAUAAAUAAUGUAACGUAAAAAAAAAAAGUCGUGGUUUGCAUUUAGUUAUUUCUGCUACAUUUGCACUUAUAUUAGUUUUCACAGGGUUUCGUUUGUACUCCUGUAGACCACGAGCAUGUAUUUGGAGCUGUGAAUGGUCGUCGGUACGCCUGCAGGGUUUGCCUAGCCGAGUUCAUGGCUGUCUGCACACAUGCGAUUCCAGAACUACGAGGCCAGAACCGUUUGGAAAUCGUUCUAUAUUGAGUUACCCAUCGCGAUCAGGAAAACACAUCUAUCGCUGAUAAAUGAAAGAAGUUUUUAGGCAUGUAGGGCCCUCUGGGCUGUACUUGUUGGCGAUAAGGUAGCCUUGCUGCCUAUGGGAUUAUCUGACUGAGCUAUGUCGAAUGCUCGGUUGCCAUAGUCGGAAGUUCGAAUGCCUCUAUAAGUCUUUUUUUUUUUGACGAGGCUGAGCUUGAAAUUCACCUCCUGCAGUGCACAACAUCUGCAGGCUUGGAGUUACCGAGAGCAACUGGGGCUAUACUCUUCAGUGUAUGCAGACUGCAAAUAUGGAUGGGUGUCUAGAAUAUUUAUCAUGCAUAUCAGCACAGCAAGGAAUGAACUUACCUUGCAGAAGGAGUCUGAAAUACUACUGUUCUACAGUAUCUACAGUAAACUCCCAUUAAGAUGAACUUGAAGGAACUGUGAAAUCUGUUCACCUUACCAGAAGCUUGUCUUAAUAUAAUUGGUCCAAAAAAAAAAUGCACCAUCCCUUCACAGUGGGAUCGUAGAUGGCACUGGAGUGGGCAUGGAAGUGGCCAGUCUUCCAGCAUGUCUCGAGUUUUGAAAUUCUAUGUUCUUCAGCUUCUUCUAUCCCUGGUCACCUUCACGUGCCUGCUGCCAGUUCACAUCCACUGCUUGCCAACUAUGGAGGCGCACACCGUGCGUGAUCCUGGUAUCAUCAACAUAUUGUCUAAGGCUGAUGCCAACACUUGGACCGUUGCUGACCUGCCCGUCAUCAGCUACAGCAGCGGCCUCCACACCUGCCUAACCUUUAAAUUGCCGAUGCUUCGUCUGUCCUUUCAGUGGGGAUGGGGGCGGCCAUUCAGCCAACAUGUCUCUCAAGUUUUGAAAUUCUAUGCUCUGCAGAAUCUUCUAUCCCUGAUCACCUUCACAUGCCUGCUGCUGGCCCGCAUCCACUGCUUGCCAACUGUGAAAGCACAUGCCAUGAUGGUUCCUGGUAUCACCAACAUAUUGUCUAAGGCUGAUGUCAACAUUGGACCAUUGCUGACCUGCCCGUCAUCUUGACGUCAUCAGCUACAGAAGCACCCCUCUGCACCCGCCUGACCUUUAAAUUGCAGGGGCUUCGUCCGUCCUUUCAGUGGGCAUGGAGCGGCCAUCCUGCCAAAAUGUCUCAAGUUUUGAAAUUCUAUGCUCCACAGGUGCGUAACCAGUCUACUCCUUAAGCUAAGCGAUCUGACAAUUGUUUUUUAUUGCUGCUUCCAUGCCCAAGUGUUCCUUUUUUACUCUGUCGAAAUGUGUUGGUGUCACGUUCUUGUUGCUUUAGUCAUCUGACAUCGAAACAAACCCUGGCCCUUGAUCUAAUCCUACGGUGCCAAUUGAUAAUGCAGGUACACCCGAGCAAGUGGUAGAAUUGUUUCAGAUGUUAAAAGACAUUAAAAAGCAGAACACUGAGCUUUCACAAGGUCAGACAUACCUGAAGUCUGAUGUUAGUGUUAUUAAGUCUAGCCACGAAGCCAUUCAAUCCAAACUAAACAAACAGUUUCGAAUGCCUUGAUUUGCUAGAAAACCAGGCAAAGCUGCUCGAAGAAGUUAUGAGUGACUUGACCGAUGUCUGCAGGCACCUUCAAAGUGACAUUAAAAUUAAAAGCACCGCAAAUAGUUAUACACAUGAAGUCAAAUCUAGCUUCACUUGCACAAGUUCAGAUGUGAUUUAUAUGCUUGAAUGUUCUUUCUGUAAGAAACAAUAUAUCGGUGAAACAGGACAAUCAAUGAACUUCAGAUUAAGCGGACAUCGCGCGGACACAGCUAAAGAGCUUCCCAAAGCCGUCGUCGAGCAUUCAACCAACCAGGUCAUAACUUUGAUGAACUUAAACUCUACAUCUUACAGUCAAAUUUCCGUUCUGAACGAGAAAGAAAAUACAGAGAAUCAUACCUUAUCCAUAAGUUCAAGACAUUGCAACCAAUAGGCAUAAGCGUUUCAAAGGGAGCUUUAGAAUGUAUUCGCUAUGCUAAACUUCAAGCUAUAGGCAACAACACUUAGUUUGAUUUCUUGGCGUAUCCCCCCCCAUUUUUUUUCCGCUUUCCUUUCCUUUCUUUUUUUUUUUUUGUCAGCCGGCGUGUCAGAUGCCCUUGACACGCCGGCUAACGCACGUGUGUUGACAGACCCGGGUGGGGGCCUGGCUUUGACCUUGUACACAGUGUUUCUUUACUCUCAAUUCGACACGCUAACACAAUUUUCCUUGUUUCCGCGUCCUUCCGCCUCACACCCUCUCCCCUUUAGAAGAACCCCACCUAUAUAUACUGUGGCGAGGAAAGCAUAUGUCGCCUUGAAGAAGACAAGUCCACUUGUCGAAACGUUGGCUCCUGCAUUCACCUUGUUCACGUUUUGCUCAUCGUCUUGAAUUUCCAUCUCCCGCAUUCCCCGUCUUUUGACCAAUGUCUGUGGUUCUACUGAUCACCUGAAACUGCGGCUCAUUUGAACGAUUAUUAAGACCACUCAAGACGUAACAAUUUGAUUUUCCACAGCAUUCCUGAUAACCACAAAUACUGGCAACAAACCAAGCAAAACACUAUUGCGGCAAUUUAUUUCGUCCUGGGGAUGGCUUGCCUUCCAGUGCCGUUGAAUGUGCCCAUUGCCUGGGACUUCCACAAAUUCAAAAUUUCGCCCAGUUAUCAUGAAAAUCAAAGAUUUAAAAAAAAGAGAGAGGGUGCUCACAAUUUAAACUGAAACCACUAAACAUUUCUGUGUCAGGAUUUUUGCAAUGUGAUUCAGCAACUAAGAAAAAAAGUUUCUUGAUUUUGCCCAAAGCACAACCAGAGCCAUUCUUAUUUCAGCUAAAGUACAAGAAGCUCCUUAUGAGCAGCAAAUGCUUCAUGUUUUACUCAGCAUCAGAUAGCGUCAAAGAAAUCGAGCAGCUUUUCGGCUCAGUACGUGCACUUAGCAAAUGUAGCUACACAUGCAAAAAUACGCAAUUGCUAAAUGCACCUGUAUAGGAUCGCACGAGGGGACCUUGUGCCUCUCCGUCAUUCACAUACAUGAAUGUAUUUCUUGGUAAUGCAUGCAGUGUACUGAACAAACGCGAUGUAUUCGACUCUUUAAUCGAUUCUUGUGAAGCAGAUGUUAUUGCCCUAACCGAAACUUGGUUACACCCUAAUAUCGACCAUCACAAAGGUUUUAAAGAUGCGUCAUGUUUCACAGUUCAUCAUUGUGAUCGAGCUACACACGUUGGGGCAUUGUACUCAGCCUCUAAAAAGCCUUUAACGUCUCGCCUUAGUCAUAUUGAUUCCCAGCUUGAACCUGUCUGGGCAUGUAUCGAAUCAAGCCAUCGUAGGUUCAUUUUUGGUGCAUGCUACUACCCACCUUCCUAUUCUUCUGAGUUUAUUAAUGAACUACAUGAUGUCCUUAGCCUUAUUAGUACCCAAUUUCCAAAUGCUCCUGAUUUUCUUAUGGGUGAUGUUAAUUUUUCCAACAUAUCGUAAUCUUCUGUGCCUCCCACUUCUAAUUCACCCUCAGCUGAAACUGGUAUUUUUUUUAACCUUUGUUCAUUGUUCUAGCUAACACAGUUUGUCUCACAUUUGACCUGAAUUUCGGGAGAGACCACUAAUCUUUUAGCUUUAGUACUGACAUCAUGUUCCGAACUGGUGCCUGAUAUUUUGUGCAUGCCAGGCCUAAGUGAUCAUUUAUCAUUAGAAUUCAGCAUUAAUAUUUCUAUUUCAAAGCCUUGUGCACUCACAAAAAUAAUCUUAAACUCCAAUAAGGCUAAUUUCGCUGCCAUCAACCGUGAGUUGUCCCGUUUUCUUGAUCUCCUCGACAACUUCGGUGGACGCUCUGUUAAUGACAACUGGCAAUUAUUUAAAAGUAACGUGCAUGAACUAACAAGCAAAUAUGUCCCCCUGUGCAACAUCUCUUAUAAUAUAAAAGCCCCCUGUACAAUGCAAAUUUAAAACAACUUGCUGAUAGAAAGGAACAUGCAUUUAGCACCGCCAAGUAUUCCACAUCAGAAGCCCAUUGGAGUGUCUACCACAGUGCCAAUUGCAUUUAUGUAGAGGCUUCAAAGGCAGCGAAAAUUAACAUUUUAAAAGUGACGCUACCCUCCACGUUGACAAGUGAUCCAUAAAACUUUUGGUGCAUAAUUCUUCUGCUUAUGACACUAUCAGCCUUGUUCAUUCUACUGGGAACCUUAUACUGGACGAUGACUGUCCAUCCAUUCUUCACAACACAAUUUCUAAUAACUUUGUUACUAUACUUCUAAUCCCCCCAUUCAAAUGUUCCCAUCACCCGUGUGCCUUGCUAUGGACCCAAUAAUCAUUGAACCUGGCAAUACUAAAGUAAUCGACUCUGUUAGGAUAUCUGCUAGCCCUGGUGCGGACUGCAUUAGUGCUAAGUUUUUAAGAAGUGCCGCUGUGUACUCAUCCCUGAUUCUUUCAAAAAAUUUUCAGCAGUCACUCGACAGUCGUUGUGUUCUUACAGGUUGGAAGAUCAGGCAGGUGAUUCCACUCCACAAGUCGAGUAACAAGCAUUCACCUAUCAAUUACCACCCCAUCUUGCUAAUUAGCAUCCCCUGUAAAAUGUUCGAACAUAUACUGUCAUCACAAUUGACUAAGUUUUUUCACUCCAUCUCGAUCUUUUCACCAGCACAUCACAGUUUUUGUCAAUCAUAUUCUCGGGAAACUCCCAACUUCUUUCCUUCACUCAUAAAUUUCACCUAAUUUUACACCAUUCUUUGAUUGCAGACUGCAUUUUUCUCGAUUACUCGAAAGACUUUGAUCAAGUGUGUUAUAAUCUACUUCUUUUCAAGCUAAGCAAAUUAAAUAUAGAUGCUCAUCUCAUUACUUGGUUAGAGUGCUACGUUACUAAUCGCAUUCAGUUUGUUGCAUGCAAUGGCACAAGGUCUUCCAGCAAGCCCGUUCAUUCUGGAGUACCACAGGGGUCCUUUAAAGGUCCUUUGCUGUUCUUAAUAUAUAUUAAUGACCUCCCAAAUUGUUCUUCUUCUAAUAUUUGCCUAUUUGCUGACGAUUCUAUUAUAGUUAGUGAAAUUAACAACAAUAACGACAAUACUGCUUUACGAAGCAAUCUAGAUGCUGUGAUCUAGAUGCUGUAUGUAAUUGGUCUAACACGUGGCUCAUGGGGCUGAAUCCUAAUAAGUGCGAAGCGCUCCUCUUAACUUGAACAGCCACUACCUCUCCCUGCUAUUUUCUCAAUAACCUGUUUCUUCUUACCGUUAUCUUGGUGUUCACAUUACCUCAGAACUUACUGGACAUUACACAUCACCAGUGUUGUUAACGAUGCUAACCACAUGUUAGGUUGCCUUUGCCGUAACUUCUCUUCUGCCCCUUCUCUCAAAUUGUUCCUCUACAAAACUGUUGGCAGAAGUAAACUUGAAUAUGUGGCCUCCGUAUGGGAUCCAUUUACUAGUAAACUUUUAACGUAAUUGAACUUGUUGAGAACAACGCUGCCAGAUUUAUCGCUAACUAUAACCACACAGCAAGUGUCACGUUUAUAAAAAAUGCCCUUGAACUGCCCUCACUUGCAUCCCGCCGCGAAAUCUUCAGGCUUUCCUUAUUUCACAAAAUCUAUUACCAUAUUCCACAGCUUCGAUUUGAGCCGCUGCGGCCACAUUUUGAUGGAGGCGAAAUGCAAAAACGCCCAUGUCCCGUGCUUUGGGGGCAUUUUAUAGGUCCCCAGGUGGUCGAAAUUUCUGGAGUCCCCUACUACGGCAUGCUUCAUAAUCAUAUCAUGGUUUUGGCAUGUAAAACCCCAGAAUUUAAUGUUUUUUUUAUCUCCGAUUUGAUCUACUUUCCCCAACCGCUUUUAUUUAUUCACACUUUGACCAUAGUAAUAAAAUCAGUAUCAACACGCCACACUAAAACUUUCUGUUCAUUUAUCCCACGGACUUCGGAGAACUGGAACCACCUUCCCGGAUCGAUCGCCUGCAUACAAGACAUUGUUCGUUUUCAUGAAUCAUUAGCUAACAUUGUAUAACCAGGAAUUUUCAUGUACAACCAAGAACUUCAUGCAAGAAAUCAUUAGUUGUGACUAUUAGCUAAUAUUGUAUAACUAUGAAUUUCAAUUCUUUUUCUCAAUCCUAGCACUCCUCUCUGUAAUUCCCUUGUGCCUUGAAGGUAUCACUAAGUGAAAUGAAAAAGCAAUAAACGAAACAACAUUAAAACCAAAAGGCAGGUAAAAAGAGGCAUUUACCGUGGAGGUGCAGAGAAAAGUAAUUACUAUAACACAGGAGCUGUGGCCGAGCUGCUUCCAAGUGCCCUCUAACAGCCUCAAGGGGAAACAAGAAAUUGGAUUACGCACGCAUGCAUGCAGGCUGGUGAUCAUAGAAGUUUAAUCGCAAUGCCCUGUAGCAUCCUUGAGGCUGCUAGAGGGCAGUGGGAGGCCCUUUUGACCACAGCUCCCAUGUUCCGAUUACUUUUUUCGGCACCUGUGCCUGCAUGAUACAAAAUAUUGCUUUAUGCACUCUUGUUUAAGCUGUUAAGUAAUUGUUGCUUGUCAGUGCUCUGCAAACCUGUGCGCUGUCACAAAUACUGACAUUUCACCUAGCUUGCUCAAAAAUUCUUUCUUACCUCUAUGUUAAAGAUCCACCGAACUAUUCAGCUGCAUCAUGUGCGAAUACUGCCAGUUCUUGUGGCUCCUGGGCAGUGUCCUCACUAUCAUCAUCAGCCUGCAAGGGCACCUCGAAGAUUUCCUCAAAUAUUCUUUCUGUGGUGUCGGCCCUGCAAGUUUCAAUGUCAUUAUUGAUGCUGGUGUAAUUGUUUACAUUCACAAAAAGACCAUUUGCUUCUUGUGUAGCUAGCAGAGCUGCCUCCUACAAGUCUACGGAUACAAACCACUUGCUGAGCUAUGUAGCAGGUAUCAGUAGCAGCUGCAGUGGUUUGACUUAACCAAAUUUGUGGGUCUUGUUAAAAAGCUUUUAUUUUUCUUCUUUUUCUCCAUUUGAUCUGUGGAAAACAAACCAGAUUUCACGCAAUGUUCCUCAUAGCUGAAAACUUGCCUUAAGCAGGUUUGUCUUAACAAUAUUCUAUCUGGCAUCUUAAUAAUUUUGUGCAGUAAUUAAGGAGAAAAGCAAGUUUAUGCAUGAUAAUUAUUUUUAGAGACAUCAUGAAAAGUGUGGACAAAAUAAUUUCUGCCAUUGUGUAUUCAUAAAGGAUAGAAGCUACAUUAAAAAGCCCUCACCAGGCUGCAUAGAACAUUUCAGUUAUGCACUGGAAGUUGCUACAUGCCCUCUAGGGAGCGUUCUACCAUACAGAUUUUGCAAACUGGUUGAUUAAUAGCCAAGAUAGAAAUAUUUCAGUGCCACAAACCCAUGAUUUCAGGAGGCGAGCUUCACUGCCAACACAGACAUGCUCUCCACUUGCCCCGUUUAGCCUCCGCAAGCGAAAUUCCUUCCCUGUGUUCUCCCUUACCAGAGCUGGAAGAUCGUGGCACAGAUAUGUCACACACUCCGCCUUCUGUUUUUCCCCCUCACUUUUCUGCUGCACGGCACACUUCAGUGGAUGGUCCCGCACACGAGCUGUUGCAUUUGUCUCGUUUUGCACAACGCACCAUUUGGCGUGCUUUACAUGAGAACGCCUGACUACCAAUAUAAGUAAAUGCUACACCAACACUGAGGCAGACACAAGCAGGUAAUGGAGCAUGAUCGCACGCUGGAACACGAUACAAUAUGGCACGAUUUCAUUGUCUGCAUGCGUGACUGAACGACAAGGGAACAAACAGACAAAACGGAAGUACAUCUCUCUUGCUACGGUGCGAAGUAAACCAAAAAUAUGUAGACAUUCAGUUUGUAUUUUUUGUUAUUUCUCUAGACUUUAAUUGGUCUAUUGAAACAACAGAUAAGGCAAAUGAUAGAUGUUGCCUUGAAUAAUUUUCGGAAGUUAUGUGUCACCAUGAGCAACGUCGCAGCACAUGCUGUAAGUAGGCCCACUUGCGCAUAUACGUCACCUAGCCAGCUGAGAGCACGGCACCCGUGAGGAGAAGGGCAGACGGCAUUUGGUUUGAAAUAUAAGCUCUUUCCACGGUGCCUAGUGAUGUAAUACUUGGCAGACACAAUCGUUAGCACGCAUUGUGUGCACUGUGCUUGUCGGCUCAAAAUGGCCAGACCUGGUGAGGGUCCCUUUAAAGUGAAUGGCAGUUUUUGAGUGAACAAGUAAAACUAUUAUCGUUGCACUGACCUCAUUAAUUCUGUAUAUUUUAUUAAAGUAUGAGAUUCCAAUGUGCAUUUUGUCUUAUCUGACUGUGGUUGUGAGCAGUAGCCAGUUCAUGUAUACUUGUUGAAGAAAAGCUGGCUGAUGCAUGCCAUGUUUAACACAGAGCAGCAUAUUUGCAAGCUAUUACCUUAAACACAACUUGCAAUGGUAUUCAAAAGCACUACCAUUUAAUCUAUGGCUUCAAGUGGUUAAAGAAACACUAGAGAUGAUUUUACACUUAUUUUCAUCAUCGUCAUCAUCAGCCUAUUCUAUGUCCACUGCAGGAAGAAGGCCUCUCCCUGCGAUCUCCAAUUUACCCUGUCCUGCGCCAACCGAUUCCAACUAGUGCACGCAAAUUUCCUAAUUUCAUCGCACCACCUAGUCUUCUGCCAUCCUCUACUGUGCUCCCCUUCUCUUGGUACCCAUUCUGUAACCCUCAUGGUCCAACUGUUAUCUUACCUGCGCAUUACAUCACCCGUCCAGUGCCUUUUUUUUCUCUUAAUGUCAAUUAGAAUAUCGGCUAUACCCAUUUGCUCACUGAUCCAAACCGCUCUCUUUCUGUCUCUUAAUGUUAUGCCUAGCAAUCUUCAUUCCAUCGCUCUUUGCGAGGUCUCUGCCCCAUAUGUCAGCACCGGUAAAAUGCACUGAUUGUACACCUUCCUUUUCAAUGAUAAUGGUAAGCUUCCAGUCAGGAGCUGACAAUAUCUGCCGUAUGCGAUUCAAUCCAUUUUUAUCCAUCGAUGAAUUUCCGUCUCAUGAUCAGGGUUCCCAGUGAUUAGUUGACCUAGGUAAACGUACUCCUUCACAGACUCUAGAGGCUGACUGGCGAUCCCAAAUUCUUGUUCCCUUGCCAGGUUAUUCAUCAUUAUCUUUGUCUUCUGCAUAUUAAUCUUCAGCCCCACUCUUACACUCUCUCUGUUAAGGUCCUCAAUCAUUUGUUGUAACUCGUCUGCAGUGUUGCUGAAUGGAACAGUGUCAUCGGUAAACUGAAGGUUGCCGAGAUAUUCGCCGUUGAUCCUUUUUCCCUUAUUUCCCUUAUUUGUCUUGUGUUUUUAUCAUAUGACAUUGGAGUAGAUACUUUUGUAUAUUGUUUGCUGAAAGAACUGUAUCUUUUGCCCUUUCUCUAAUAUGUAUGUUGCCAUCUCCUACUAUUUUUGUGCAAUUCUCUAAUGUUGAUAUAAAAAGUUGUGCAUACAUUUCUGUAUGGUCUAAUAUUCAUGUAUGUAUAUUAUGUUUUGUUAUAUACCCCUAAUAUAUACUCUUCUAGUCCUUCUGUGAUGCCCCCCUUACCCAAUGCUUCAUAGGAGGCCUGUAAGGAAAUCUUAAAUAAAUAAGAGGCCAGCAUCAGAGGUGGAGUGUUGUUUCUGCAUGCUAAGGAAGAUGAGAGUUCAAAAACUAGUUUAUUCUGGCAUGUAUGAAUGCAGGCUCCCAUGAAGCAUCCCUCUGCCCUAACGCUCGUUGCAUGGCUUUGAAUGCACUUCCCAGCACGAAGUCAAAUCACCAGUCUGGGUCCGGAUGAUACUUGAGAGGACUGUUAUGGCACUUUGUUUAUUCUUGCAUUUGCUUUAAAUCCUCAUGUAUGCCAAUAUGACAUAAGUGUGUAUUUUAUAAAGAUGUAUGAAAUAUAAAUGCAUUAACUUUGAGUACAGUCAAUAAAAGUAUGAAGCUAUAAACCAACCAACCA